Ricinus communis (castor bean) is the source of this 737-nucleotide messenger RNA. RefSeq lists its product as uncharacterized. The record is from RefSeq and is a predicted model, not a curated record. Bases 63 to 467 code for a protein of 134 amino acids. NCBI's taxonomy places the organism in Eukaryota, Viridiplantae, Streptophyta, Magnoliopsida, Malpighiales, Euphorbiaceae. The transcript has 4 exons.
GAGCUUGUAUAAUUUCUUUAUUAGGGUUUAAGAGAGAUUGAUUAUUCAUAUUAUUGUGAGAGAUGGCGAAGUUCAAUGUAGUGCAGAAAAGGAGAAGAGAACAGAUAUCACAAAGAAAGAGAGCAGUACAUGGAGACCCACUCACCGGUAAACUGAAAAACAAGAAACAGCCUCUCUCAGUCUCCGGUAAGCGACAGCGCAAGCUCCUCAAGAAAUGGCGCAGAUUAAUUACAUUACAGGAGCAGAAGGAGGCUAUAGAGAAAGGUUUGGUCACCAUGGAAGAUGUGGAGAUGGCUGCUGCUGAAGGUGAAGGUACAUCAAAAGAUACAUCAAAAAAUGCAAACAAAACACCAGCAAAAUUUAAUGUGAAGAAGGGCCUGAAGCUGAAGCACUUGAAGCACAAUGGAAAGAAGAAGGGGAAAUCUAAGCCAGCCACUGAAGCUGCAGUGGAUGCAAUGGUAGAAUGAUCAGGAGGCAACUUUGUAUGGUAUGCCAAAAUAAUGUACUGUUUCUGAGGAGGACACAAGUGUGGGGACCUUCUUUUUUGCCUUAGGACAAUGGGUUACAACUUAAAAAUUCAUUCACUUGUAACAUCUGCCAUUGGUUUGGUUUGUUAUCUUCUUAGGAUAGAGGGUAGUUGAAGGAUGACUGGAAUAUUGUAUGCGGAAAUUAACGAUGUAAGUAAGAAUGUCACUGAUUAUCACUUAAUUCGAGCUUGUUAUUGUUUUAUUGGAUCA